AUGUACGGCGAACAUGGAAACAAACUCGUCCAACAUGCCAAACGCACUCAAGCCCUUACCCAUCUCCCUCCCUACCAAACCGAACUAGUCCGUGCUGUAGCUCGCGAGGUACGCGACCUCGACCGUGACGUCGCACACCUCCUCAGCCCAUUCGAAGGCAGCUUCAACCCCUCACAAGAACCAGCUAUUGCAUGUGCCCUCCUGGUCGACCACCUCUGCAUGCGUCGCAAUAAACGAUGUCUCCUCGCGUAUCACCGCGUUCGCGCUGAGAAGCUCGAGGAGCUGUGUUGGACGGGUGUGGAUUUGCUCGAACAGCAGCUGCCGACAGCAGAGGAAGGGGCCGGAGGCACAUCAGGCCAGGGGACGGGGGGACAUGCAGCGAUGGGCUCUGCCAGUGGGAACCACAGUUCGUUGAGUCCCGAGGAGGAAGAGUAUUUCCGCCAGUAUAGUGAUCUGCUCGCGGCGUACAAGGGGCAGUGGACGGAUAUUGAUCUUACGGGGAGCUUGGAACCCCCGAAGGAUCUAUUCAUAGACGUGAGGGUCUUGAAAGAUGCGGGGGAAAUUCAGACCGAGUAUGGGGUGAUCAAUUUGACGAAGAACAGUCAACUUUACGUACGGCAAGGGGACGUUGAACGACUCAUUGCCCAAGGGUUCCUGGAGCGUCUUGGUUGA
Molecule: messenger RNA, 672 nt
Organism: Aspergillus sclerotioniger CBS 115572
Lineage: Eukaryota; Fungi; Ascomycota; Eurotiomycetes; Eurotiales; Aspergillaceae
Product: DNA replication protein PSF1
Exons: 3
Coding region: 1-672 (223 amino acids)
Biological process (GO): DNA strand elongation involved in mitotic DNA replication; DNA replication
Cellular component (GO): GINS complex
Source: RefSeq, a predicted model, not a curated record